Podospora pseudopauciseta is the source of this 516-nucleotide messenger RNA. RefSeq lists its product as uncharacterized. The record is from RefSeq and is a predicted model, not a curated record. The transcript has a single exon. Lineage: Eukaryota; Fungi; Ascomycota; Sordariomycetes; Sordariales; Podosporaceae. The coding region runs from base 1 to 516 and encodes 171 amino acids.
AUGGACCCAACCUCCCCCCACUCCCCCCACCGACCCUCCCCCUUCUUCCCCCGUUCCCCCCGCCCGAACCUCACCACCCGCCGCUCCCACAUCUCCCCCUCCUUCGCAGCCAAACUCUCCCAAAUGUCCCUCCAGCUCGCCCCCCUGGUCCAGCUCACCACCGGCCUCGUCCACCCCUCCUUCCCCUCCACCCUCCUCAACUUCUGGCUCUUGACCGAAGCUCAACUCGACGAGCUCGCCCACUUUUACCACCAACGCACCCCCUCCGUCUACACCUCCCAGUACCCCUGCCCCGUCUACUGGCCCUCCGAGGGCAUGACCAUCGAAGACAAGAAGCGGAAGCUCGGACGGUUCAUCGGCCUCCGCGGGUGUGACAGUCCCGUCGUGAACGGGCAGGUGCAAGAGAUGAUGGGGUGGAGCGAGGAGCGGAUCAGGGAGGAGAUUAGGAGGCGGGUGGACAGAGAAAGAGAGGAGGAGGAGGCUAGGGGGAAGAUGGGUGGUUGGAGGAGGUUUUGA